Molecule: messenger RNA, 2191 nt
Organism: Penaeus vannamei (Pacific white shrimp)
Lineage: Eukaryota; Metazoa; Arthropoda; Malacostraca; Decapoda; Penaeidae
Source: RefSeq, a predicted model, not a curated record
AUGAUUCAGGGAAAUGCCCUGCCGCUGACAGCAUUUGCAACAACUGUGGUCGUCACGGUCAUUGGGCAAGGACAUCCAAGUGUCCUGCACCUCCGGGAGUCUCCGCCGCUGGACACCGACAGGACUCUUCAGGAUCUUCGAGCCGCAGCAAGAGUGGACCCUUCAUACACUCGCCUUCUGGACUGCGUUUCUUCAGGAUUCCCUUCCAACAGAUACGAUCUCCACAGCUCUCUGCUCCCAUUCUGGAAGAUACGAGACAACCUUUCCAUUGACGGUGAACUCGUUUUAUAUGGAGCAAGAGUUGUAGUUCCUGCUGCCCUCCGCCGCCGCACCCUCUCUUGUCUACACGACAGCCACAGAGGUGUAGAGUCCACGAAGCGACGGGCAAAGCAGACUGUCUUUUGGCCUGGUAUAGACUCGGACAUCACCAGUACUGUCCAUGCCUGUGAGUCUUGCCAAAUGUUUCAGCCUAGUCAGCAGCAGGAGCCCCUCAUGUGCGAUGACAACCCCACACGGCCCUUUGAGUCCAUUUCAGCAGACUUCUUCACAGUUGCAGGGAAGUCCUUCCUGGUCAUUGCUGAUCGACUCUCUGGGUGGCCUGUCCUCGUACCUUGCAAAGGUGACACUACCGCCCUCAACACCAUCAGGUUCUUCUGCCGCUACUUCCGAGAAGUUGGUGUUCCUCUCCGUCUACAGACUGACGGAGGACCACAAUUCACCAACAAGGAAUUCCGGAAUUUCGUGAAGCGGUGGGGAGUUUUUCAUGUGGUUACUUCGCCACAUCCACAGUCGAAUGGUCAUGCCGAGGCUGCCGUAAAGUCAUUGGAACACCUUAUCCUCAAGACAGCACCCUUAGGCAACAUUGAUUGUGAAGACUUUGACCGGGGUCUCUUGGAACUCCGGAACACUCCUAACGCUACAGGUCGCUCCCCAGCCCAGAUCCUGUAUGGUCAACCACUUCAGUCAUGUGUACCUGCUCAUCCUCAGUCCUUUCUGAUGCACUGGCAAGAGAAGACAGAGGACUGUGACCGCCGUGCAGCCGCCCGUGCUGAGGCAGUGAAGCUCCAGUACGACCAGCACGCACGACCCUUACCCAGGUUGAAUGUCGGACAGCACGUUCGGAUUCAAGACCCGGCAUCUCACCGCUGGGACAAGGUUGGGGUCGUCAUGGGCUGCGGCAGGUCACGGGAUUAUGAGAUCCGUCUACCCAGUGGUCGGGUAUGGUGGCGGAACCGCCGUUUCCUUCGCCCUGUGCCGCCCCCUGGUGAUGACUCCCUUCCUCAUAUCCCUGUGGACCCUUGCUUGGACCUUGAAAAGCAGUCCACAUUCAGUAACCCCCAGCUGACCCACGUCGUCUCUGAGACUCCUAGAGAAAGAGUCCGCUCGUAAUUGUACUACGAGCGUGAGGGGGGAGGGAGGUGUAGAUAAGUGAGAACUCAUACAGUGUGUUUAACCUGCACAAUAUAAUCUGUACUUUGUCUACCCUGUAUUUCUGUAUAUAUUGUGUGUAUGCAUAACUGCUAAUGCAAGAUGAUGUUCCUGUUUAUUGAUGUAGCCUCCCAUAUCUCUAUAUUUAUUGCGCAUGACGUGGCAACAUUCUCCUUGAUCACGUGACUAUCAACAUUGCCUGUGAGCGGGGUUUCCCGCCAAAUUUCGAUCUCUCGGCGCUGGUCAACCAUAGGAGACAGAUGUGUGCUCUCGCCCCCCAUGUAACUCCUGAGAACAGAACCUACUAGAUUCAAGAUUGGUGUUUCCUUCUCCUGUUGAUUACGAGGAACAUCCCCCAACCCAAGAAGAAAUAUAAAACUUUCUCCAUUUCUCUCUCUCUCUCUCUCUCUCUCUCUCUCUCUCUCUCUCUCUCUCUCUCCUCUCUCUCUCUCUCUCUCUCUCUCUCUCUCUCUCAAACUUACCCUCUUCUACCCAAAAUAUGCUCAUGAUUUACCUUCAUAACCUUAGUAUACCUUAAAUAUUUACCUUUCAACAUCAUCACCAAUCUAUUCAGGAGUUACUCUAAAUCUCCUUCAACAUCUACCACAUCUUCCAUGGACUGACACCAAAAUCUAGUCAAUUUCUUCUGUAAUCUCAGUAACUUUAUGUAAUUUUUUUCUAGUCAUUUACCACUUCUUCUUCUUCUUCCUUUCCCUCUGCUUCUUCUUCUUCUUCUUUCUGCUUCUUCUUCUUCUUUUUCUUU